GUUUUCUCAUUUAAUAAAAUAAUUGAUUUCUUUUUUCAACUUGAACGAAAAAAUUUAAAAUAAUUCAAAUUUUUUUCUAUCAUAGGUCCAUAACUCUUAAUUUAAUUAAACUCCAAGUUACAAUUAUAAAAAAAAAAAAUAAUAAUUUUAAAAGAUAUAUUAUUUAUUUAUUUACUUAUUUAUUAUUAUUUUUUUUAAAAAAAAAUAAAAAAUGUCAACAUCAAAUGAACCAAAUAACCCCGAGUCUGUUCAAAAUGAAAUUUCAAAUCAAAAUGAAAAUAUACGACAAAAUCCACGUGAAACAGUACAAUUAUCAAAAAGUACAUUAGCAUUACUUAAUCCUCAUGAAGAAGAGCAAAGUCCAUCGGAUGAUGAAGAUGAAGAAGAAGAUGAAAGUUCACAUUGGCAUGAUAAUUUUUUCGCUAAUGUCUUUAAAUCUCUUGGUGACAACCAACCAACUCAACCACGUUCUACAAAUGUAGAUCAUCAAAAGAGACAAAAGAGACCUUAUAUUCAUCGUUUACAAUCUCAGGCUGAUAGAAAAUCUCUUGAUUGUGGUUUAAGUGAACAUCAAUUAGCUGCGCCGUACAUUGAAGAAGAACAACCUGAGAAACCCGAAGAUUUCAAACGUUCUAGUACAACACCUUUAUUGACUCCAGAAGAACAGCUAGAAUCUUCAGAAGCUGAAGGCUCAAGCGUACGUCCACAUGAAAAUAGUCUUAGGGAUCGCGCAAAGAAAGCUUUGGCGUUACAUCACAUUCAAAAUUUAUUUACACCUUCUAAUAAGGAACAUUUAGAGAAUGCUGGAAAUUUAGCUUCUGAAUUGUUACCAAUUUCAAUUUCUGUUCCAUUCUUGUGGGCUCGUCUAGACUAUAAAGGUCGUAGAGCGCCUCCUAUUAUAUUUGAAGCUUUAAAGCUUGCUAUCACAGAUUCUUAUGCUGACCAUAAUAUGUAUAACCUACAAACGAUUUUUCGAAUUGAGUUGGAAUAUGGUGAUGUCAAAUGGGUCAUAAAAAGAUCUGGAUAUGAAUUUUUUCAACUUGAUUUUAAUUUAAAAAAGAGACAAGAAAUUGCUGGCAUACCGUCCUUCUCGACUGGUAUGUCAGCAUGGGUUGGAACAUUAUUUCAUAGAUCUGAAGAAAGACAUGCAAGACAAGCUACAUUGUCCCUUGAGAGAAGGAAAACUUUGCAAGAAUAUCUUAUUCGAUUAAUAGGAGUAUUGCGUAAACAUGUUUCUUAUGAUCUUAAUGAAUUCUUGGAACUUAGUGCUAUUUCGAUUACAAGAGAUAUGGGUUGGAAGGGUAAAGAAUGUUAUUUGGAAAAUAAAGUUGAAAAGUUUAGGAAACCGAGGUUUUUUUGGAGAAUGAGAAAUUCUAAUGAAAAAUGGGAAAAGGAAUGGGUUAUAGUUCGUGAUUCGUAUCCUUUUUUAUUAUUAUUUUUUUUUUUUUAAUAUAAUUUUCUUUAUUCUUAACUUUAUUGAAUCCUUAAUAUAUAUAAAAAAAAAAUUAUAAAAUAAUCGUCAAAUAGCUAUAUUGCAUUUUGUUCACAUAUAAGUUCAUCAUCCCCAGCAGAUGUGUUUCUGUU
Rhizophagus irregularis DAOM 181602=DAOM 197198 is the source of this 1584-nucleotide messenger RNA. Lineage: Eukaryota; Fungi; Glomeromycota; Glomeromycetes; Glomerales; Glomeraceae. The record is from RefSeq and is a predicted model, not a curated record.